Messenger RNA from Melitaea cinxia (Glanville fritillary), 1817 nucleotides. Its product is annotated as flocculation protein FLO11-like. NCBI's taxonomy places the organism in Eukaryota, Metazoa, Arthropoda, Insecta, Lepidoptera, Nymphalidae. The transcript has 7 exons. The coding region runs from base 1 to 1539 and encodes 512 amino acids. The record is from RefSeq and is a predicted model, not a curated record.
AUGGCUCGUUUCUUACUACUGUUUUGUUUAAUGUUUAUAUUUGAAAAAGCCGUAGCUGGAUUAAAACUAAAUAUUGUCAGUGACGGCCCAACUGUACGUGGGGCCAAUGUAACAUUUACAGCAACAGUAAAGGGCUAUGAAGGGGAAAAUCUCAAAUAUGUCUUUUGGGAUAAUGCUCAACCCCAACAUACUGCUGAGUACAUAUUGUCAACAAAUACAUCUAAAUGGAUUGUUGAGUAUCCUCGAGAUCUAUAUGAGGCUGGAGAAUACACUGCCCAUGUAAAACUUAUGAAGAGUUUCUAUGGGAUAUGGUAUUUGGUCACUACAUCAAGUACAACUUUUGAAUUAACUGAUACACUAAACGGUAAUUUAGUACUUAACCAGAAUAAUUUAGACAGACCAAAUAAGUUUGUAAUUGUAAAUAAAACAGCGCUUCAUUACAUAAGAUUGCCAGAAAAUGAGCUUCAAUUCCUUAAAAAUAAUGCUUCAACAGUGAUCACUUAUUGGUUCAUAGAUUGUCAGUAUAUAGAUCAGACUACAGACUUUGCUCUAAACUAUACAUAUCAGGAUGUAAUGGGUGACCACUACAUUGAUGCAUUGGUUGUUGCCAAUAAUCAGCCAUUGCCACCGAUUACAACAACCACGACCACAACUACUACAACGACAACAACAACUACUACUACUACAACAACAACAACUACUACUACUACAACGACACCAAGUACUACAACAUCAACAUCAACAACGACUCCUAAACCGUCUACUGUUGUACCUUCAAGUACGAUAGCACCAAACACUGUUAAAGAAUUAGAAACUAAUGAAAACGGUACUCAUUCAAUUUCGAAGAGAGCCCUGUCCAAUAAAACGUUGAAAAAGAAGAAUGCAAUCAAAGAUUUUAUAUGUCAUAAUUCUAGUAUUGUACCCAUUGGAGAAACUUACACAUAUGGUCACUAUCAGGAAACUAUCAGCGUUAGAGAAUCUAUAUCAGUCGUAAAUAUAACAGGACUAAACUGGCUCCAACAUGGAGACUUACUCAACUUGCAAGUGAAGUAUUCUGGAUCACCGCCGUUCGACUAUUGCGCUAUAUACAAACUUGGACAAUAUAAUGUGACGGGAAAUGAGACUUGUUCUUUCAACACAAGAACAAUGUCAAAUAUUUUUCCUUUAGUUCACUAUUUUUCUGAUAGCGAACAGCACACUGUUGUGGUUGUUAUUGAAAAUGAAGUGGGUAAAACUGUUUCGAGAGCGACUAUCAAUAUAUAUAAAGCCUCAGUCCACGCGCAGCUGUCAGUGAUUGUGGUGCCCGUCGUAUUCUGUUUGGUUGCUGUUAUUUUGGUAGUCUUUGGCGUGGCCUACUAUCAACACCGUUCCAGGUAUACCAUUGAAGUGGCAGACUUCGACUUCGGACAACAAGCUAAUCUAGACUACAAAACGUUCACAGAACGACUCAGAGAUAGCUUCAGAAACGCCCUGAAUUUCAGACAGCGCGACGACACUGAACCCCUUACGUCCGAUGCUAGAUACGACUCUAUGACAUAGAGUACGUAUUGAAUUAUUUGUAAAUAUAACGGUAAUGUUGUGUGGAUACGUAGGAUUAACCGACUAAUGAUGCCUUAGAUGGUUAGCUAUUUAUAAAGUCGGUUUUGCCAAAACUUAAAAGAAUUAUAAUGUUAAAAAAAAACAAAGGUAGUUCAAUAACACAGUUUAACGGCUAACACCGUUUUCUAUUUAAAUAUUUUAUGAUUUAAAUUGUAUUUGUUAAAAAAUAAGUAAAAUAAGAUAUGUUUCAUAAAAUUUGGUGAUUAUAUAGUAACUUU